AAGAGUGGGAGACGAACGUUUAAUUCAAGAUAAAGAAAGAAAGGUAAUCGCACCACGACGGCGGCGACGUGGCGGUCAUUUAACGGAAAAUAACAGACAAAUCAGCCUCCAGAUCAAGUCUUGAAGCACAACUCUGAAAAAUCGAGACUACCUACAGCUGAGCUCCGACCAACCGUUGAUGGAUGCAAUCCGGAAGCUCAGAGAUCAGGUCGCCAAGCAACAGCAGGCUGUGUUCAAACAAUUUUCUGGUGGCAUAUAUGGGGGAUCGGAUAAUGUUGCCUCGGAUGAAAAUGAAUUUCAACAGCAUCAGAAACUCGAGAAGCUGUACAUAUCAACUCGUGCUGCCAAGCAUUACCAAAAGGAAAUUGUCCGCGGAGUGGAAGGUUACAUUGUGGCCGGUUCAAAGCACGUUGAAAUAGGUACCAGGCUAUCAGAAGAUAGCAGGAAAUAUGGUUCUGAAAAGACUUGCACCAGUGGUAACACAUUGUCCAGAGCUGCACUGAGUUUUGGAAGAGCUCGGGCCCAAAUGGAAAAAGAGUGUGGAGUUCUACUUAAAGCUCUUGGCACACAGGUUGCAGAGCCUUUAAGAGCAAUGAUAGUGGGAGCGCCCUUGGAGGAUGCUUGACAUCUUGCUCAACAAUAUGCUAGAAUGCGGCAAGAAGCUGAAGCUCAGGUAUA
Messenger RNA from Malus domestica (apple), 678 nucleotides. The record is from RefSeq and is a predicted model, not a curated record. Lineage: Eukaryota; Viridiplantae; Streptophyta; Magnoliopsida; Rosales; Rosaceae.